GACGGCGGGCGCGAGUCGGAGCUCGACCACGGCGGCGGGCACUUCAUCAUCCAUACCGCGGCUCCUUCUGCCACGAUGGGCCACGGCAGUGGUAGCGCGGAGAACUUCGACACGGCGGCUUGGGAGGGACAGCUGGGCGCGCAGGGCGGCACUCGCAACCCUUCUGGCAUCGCAGCGGGUGUUAGAGCAGCGGAUGGCGCCACCGAUGGCGCGAUGCAGAUCUUCGUGAAGACGCUGGCGGGCGCGACUAUCACACUGGACGUCAAACCCCAUGACACAGUCGGCACCGUCAAAUCGAAGAUUCUGGAUAGGGAGGGGAUCCCUCCGGACAUACAGCGCUUGAUCUUUGCUGGGAAGCAGAUGGAGGACGAUGAGCAGCUCGACCAUUACCACAUCCAGCGGCACUCUUGCCUUGAACUGGUGCUCCGCCUCCGCGGAGGGAUGCCUGCGGCCUCUUCUUCCAGGGUUCUUCGACGACAGGAUUCGGAAACGUCAAUGGGUUCUCGUUUGAGGCGCGCUGCCAAAGCUCGCGUUGCCGCUGCUGCCAUGACACCGCCAAAGAAAGGGAACGCCAAGACGAAACGUGGAGCAGGUACCAGAACUUUGUUUUCAAUGGGCAUCAAAAAGGUCAAAGUCGAUUCGGAAGGACAGGUGUGGACGCAGGCUGAGCCCCCGCCCCCGCCACCCACCACAGAGUUCAAGUGCGAGUAUUGCGGCAAGAGCGGGUUCACCAACAAGGCGGGCUUCAUGGGGCACGUGUCCACCGUCAUGGGUCACGCACAAGACAGCACUUGGCAUUCCCCCGCGCCUCAACGUUCCCAGGCACGUUGGCGGAUACAUGGAACCACGUGUUCGGCCGGUUUCCACUGA
Messenger RNA from Prorocentrum cordatum, 870 nucleotides. Lineage: Eukaryota; Dinophyceae; Prorocentrales; Prorocentraceae. The record is from the annotation of a GenBank genome assembly.